Radiomyces spectabilis is the source of this 2437-nucleotide messenger RNA. Its product is annotated as nucleolar complex-associated protein-domain-containing protein. Gene Ontology annotation, cellular component: nucleolus. The coding region runs from base 36 to 2315 and encodes 759 amino acids. NCBI's taxonomy places the organism in Eukaryota, Fungi, Mucoromycota, Mucoromycetes, Mucorales, Radiomycetaceae. The record is from RefSeq and is a predicted model, not a curated record. Gene Ontology annotation, molecular function: chromatin binding. Gene Ontology annotation, biological process: DNA replication initiation. The transcript has 12 exons.
AUCGGGUCGUUUAAGCAUCGCUAUAUUGUUAGAUCAUGCCGCCUAAAAGAUCCAUCCAAAAGGUGUCUACCAAAACAAAAACACCGACCAAAGCCAAAGGCAAGCCGAAACCGACAUCGGAUGUGAAAAAUAAAGCCAGUAAAAAGGGCAAGGAAAAGGGCGCUAUUCCUGAAUUCGUGAGCGUACCAGAAGUAGACAACGACGAUCUGGCGAUAUCCGACGAUGAUCUCGAAUUCUUUGCCGAUAAUCAAGAUUUUAAACAGUUCCUGACUUCCAUGGAUCCCAAAGAAUUAUCGAGAAACACACAAAAGACCAAGAAAAAAUCACAAAAAAGUAGCGGUCCUGCGCUUAUUCCUGAACCUGAAGCGCUUUCUUCCUCUGAAGACGAACUCGACGAUGAAAUCGAUAAUGACCUGGAUCUGGACAAUGACAGUGAUCUUGACGAUUUGGAAGACAUGGAUGACGAGUUGGAGGCAAUGCACGAGGCAGGUCCAGUGAAGAAGAAAAAACCGGUUGAGGAGUCGGAUGAGGAAAUGGACUACGAGAGAAUACCACGCAAGGUCGCCAGUGAAUGGACACGCAAAGAUCACUUCAACAAACUGCCUAUCAAAUUGUCGGGUGGCAAACUUGUCCAGCUCGAUGAAACUCCCAAGGAAGAUGAAUCUGAAGAUGAAGCAAACGUAGAAACCGAAGAAGUAACUGAAGCUGCGGGUGCAUCGGACGCGGAGGAGGAGGAAGAGGAGCAAGAGCCGGCACCAAAGUUAUCGAAAAAGGCGCACGUCUUGUCCAUGAAGGAAGAACUUGCUACUAUCGCUUCCAAUAUUCAAGAAGAUCCCGAAGCUAAUAUUGGACAACUAAAAUCGCUCCGUAACAUUUUCAAAGACGAGGACCGCACAGUUCAAAAGCUGGCUCUGUUGACACAAUUGGCUGUGUACAAGGAUGUUAUUCCCGGCUACCGUAUCCGUCCUCUUACCGAAAAAGAAGAGGGUGUACAAGUGUCCAAGGAUGUCAAGAAACUGAGAGAAUACGAAAAAACAUUGCUCCGAAACUAUGAAUUAUAUCUUCAGGAUUUGGGCUCUCUUUUGACGAAAAAGAAGACGGAAGAAGACGCAGCGAUGGGUUUGGUCGCCACUCGUUGUUUAUGUGAACUUCUCACCAGCAAAACCCAUUUCAACUUCCGUUUGGAAAUCAUGGUUGCCAUCGUAGCACGUAUGAGCACUGUGCAGUGGAACGAGAUGGCUGAUAUGUGCUGCAAGGCUAUCAUUACGGUGAUGGAAAACGAUGAAUCUGGACGAACAUCGCUAGAUGCUGUAAAGAUGUUGACGCGUAUGAUCAAAUCCAAGGGCUAUGUUGUGCACGAGAAUGUGGUCAACACCUUCUUGCACCUUCGAUUGAAGGAUGAAAUGGUUCCUGUGGCUUACCAGGAGGCCGACACGGUUGGCAAAAAGCGAAAGAAACAAGAGAAACAUUUCUUGACCAAGAAGGCAAGAAAGGCGCUCAAAGAAACCCGGGAGAUCGAAAAAGAGUUCCAGGAAGCGGAAGCCGUCGUCAGCAAAGAAGAAAAGGAUAAAAAUCAUACAGAAACGUUAAAGUUGAUCUUUACUUUCUACUUCCGAGUCCUGAAGAAACAGUCGUCGUCACCGCUGUUACCGGCUGUUUUGGAAGGGUUAGCUCGAUUUGCCCAUCUCAUCAAUAUCGACUUCUUUGACGAUUUGCUCAACGCUCUGAAAGAAGUGAUGCAUACCAUGGAAGAUACAAGUGAAGCCACCCGAGGAGGUGGUGGUACCCGCAAGCGUUUACUGUGUAUCAUUACAGCUUUCCAGCUUCUGUCUGGCCAAGGUGAAGCGAUCAAUUACGAUCUCAAGGAUUUCUAUACAGAGAUUUAUGUGAUUCUCUUCAAAUCGGCUUUCCGCACAAAGUUGGAAGAUAAAAAAGAUGCCAAUAUUGCAUCCGAGAGCGAAUUGCUGCUGAAAGGCUUGGAACAAAUGUUCUUGAGAAAGAGACAGAUUCCUAUUGACCGAUUGGCUGCGUUUGUGAAACGAUUCUGCCUGGUCGCAUUGAAUAUGCCCAGUAAAUCCGUUCAGCAAUGUCUGUCCUUUGUUCAUAAACUUGUUCAGAAGGAUCGCCGUCUUGAUGCCCUUUUACAAUCUGAAGAUCGAGCUGCCAGUGGUAUCUAUCUUCCGCUUUUGAAAGAUCCUGAGUUGUGUAAUCCUUUCGGCACCAGUCUUUAUGAAUUAUUCCUUUUACAGAACCAUUAUGAUCCGACUGUACGCCGGUUGGCUCAAACAAUCCAGCAAUCUUCUUUGUCAUCAUAAAAAUAAACUGCUUUCAUAAUGCAUCUUUCUUAAAACGUUGUAAAUCAAACAGGCUUUCUACAUUACGAUCCCACAGUUGUUUGCCAUUCUGUGACUCCGGAGUUUUUAAACAAAUGACUUGU